This is a messenger RNA of Pocillopora verrucosa, 897 nucleotides long. Its product is annotated as calponin homology domain-containing protein DDB_G0272472. Gene Ontology annotation, molecular function: tubulin binding. Gene Ontology annotation, cellular component: neuron projection; cytoplasm. Gene Ontology annotation, biological process: regulation of microtubule polymerization or depolymerization; neuron projection development; microtubule depolymerization. The record is from RefSeq and is a predicted model, not a curated record. Lineage: Eukaryota; Metazoa; Cnidaria; Anthozoa; Scleractinia; Pocilloporidae.
AUGGCGUCUGUGGUAUCUCAAGCAGGCAAUUGCACUGGGACCAGCGUAGCUUUCGAAGUCAUGUUGAGUCCCAAAGUGGAGAAUGCAAGGAAGCCGCGAUUAACUCCAUUGAAAGGAAAAGAAAGUUUUAACAUACAGCUGCUGGUAGAAAAGCAGCUAGCAGCCGAAAAACGAAGAAAGAGUAUUGAAGGUGAAGUUUUGGCCAAAGCUGCUAGCAGAAGUGAACAUGUUGUUCAAGUUCAGCAGAAUAAACUGUUGACAGUUGCAGAGAAAAGUAGAAUGGCAGAAGAAAAGCUCAAACAAAAGAUGUGUACACAUUCUGAAAACAAGGAAGCCCAGAUUAAGGCGUUGUACAGCCGCCUUCACGCAAAAGAACAACACAUCAAAGAAGUGCAAGCAAACCUGCGAGAGAUCAUUGCAUCAUUUUCUAAAAAAGCAGAAGAGAAGAUUCAACAAAAAGAAGCUGUAAGCAAGGAAAACCUUGAGUUACACCGCAAAGCUCAGAUGGAACGUUGGCAAGCUCAUGAAAAGCGCAUUCAAGAAGUGUUGGCUUCUUUACAAGAGAGUAUUGAGAAGCAAUCCAAAACAGCUGAGGUUAACUUGCAGCAGAAGAUGGAAACAACUACAGAGAAGCGAGAAGCUUUGAUCCGCUCACUGCAGGAGAGACUGCAGUUUAAGUCUCAGAAGAUUGAGCUAGCACGGCAACUUGUAGAUGCUCUUGUUCAGGAACAAAGCAAAGUUUGCAAACAGAAGUUACAGCAGAAACUGGAACAAUCAGAGGAGAAACGCAAUGCACUGCUCAGAGCUUUACAAGAAAGAUUGGAGGCACAUGACAAGCAUGUAGAGGAGGUUUACCAACAAAUUAAGACACAGAGAGCUGAGAAAGCUCAGGGUUAA